AUGGUUUAUCUUUUAAUUCAAAUUGUACCCAAUGAGAAUUCAUCUUUUGUUAUUCUAAUUGACUACACAUCGCUCAGGAUAUUAAGUUUGGAGGACCAUUUAAACAUGUAUUAUAAUACCAUCUCCUAUUGUGUCCAAUUUACUCUUGUACGCCUCAAUAGUGGCGUAUUUCAGCUACCACCUUUCUUGAAAGACAUUCGAGACCCUUUGGGUCCGGAAAGUGCCAUCACAGACCAGAGUCCGACGUUAUCAGUUUACCGUUUGUAUCUGUCUUUGGGGACCUUGGAAUGUGUCGAGCGUCGCACAAUGGAAUGA
Messenger RNA from Spodoptera littoralis (African cotton leafworm), 315 nucleotides. Lineage: Eukaryota; Metazoa; Arthropoda; Insecta; Lepidoptera; Noctuidae. The record is from the annotation of a GenBank genome assembly.